Thecamonas trahens ATCC 50062 is the source of this 1048-nucleotide messenger RNA. RefSeq lists its product as uncharacterized. The record is from RefSeq and is a predicted model, not a curated record. Bases 9 to 932 code for a protein of 307 amino acids. Lineage: Eukaryota; Apusomonadida; Apusomonadidae. The transcript is spliced from 2 exons. Gene Ontology annotation, biological process: protein transport.
CACUCUACAUGGCCGACCUCCUCUCUUGGGUCCUUUCAUGGGUCCCCGGCCUCGGCCCAGACCCGUUCUCGGCCUCUGCCAUGCGGACAGCGCUGCGGGCAACCAGUGUACGGGCAGAGCUGCUUCAGAGGCAGACAGACAAUCGGGUGGCUGCACUGGAGGCUGAUGUGGCUGAUUUGUUUCGCAAAGGCAAGUGCAGGCAUGCUCGGCUGCGUGUGGAGGCGAUCUUGGCCGAGCUCGAGACCUUGCAUGUGCUGGAGAUUGUGCAUCCGCUUGCCGAGCUCUGUCUGGCGAGGCUGCACUUGCUCGAGGUGCCUGCAGUGGAGGAUGAGCCUUUGUUGACUGCAGUUCGAUCGUUGGUCUUUGCCGCCCCGCGCGUAUCGCAGCUGAAGGAGUUGGUGGCUGUGGCGGAUCAGGCGUCGCGCCGGUUCGAGCCGGAGGUACUCGCGGUGCCUGCGUCAGGCGAGGGCGUUCAUGCCAGGCUCUAUGCGCUGCUCACGCGCAGCGCAUCGACGCCGCCUGUCGCGGCUGUCGACGCUCGUGUGGCACGCAUCGCCAAGAUCCACAGCCUGCCGGACGACGUGAUCGGCAGCAGCGAGAGUGGGGCCGGGCCGUCGGCCGGCCGCGAACGGCGCAUUCAGCCGCUGCUCGACGUAAUUGCUGGCCGCAUCGCGCGCCUUGAGGGUGGCGGCGUGCAAGAAUCAAGCUCCGCACAAGUCCUUGAGCUCCAGCUGCAGCAAGAAGCACUGUCCCGAGCGCUGAGCCACCCUCAGCCUGGCCCGUGCAGUUGCGGCGCUGCUAACGACGCAUGCUUUGUGCCGUGCGGCCACGGCGGAGUGUGCAAGGCGUGCCUUCCGGCCCGGGCAACGGGCCCGGACUCGAGUUGUGGCGAGUGUGGGUCGCCGAUCAUGUACAUGAUCGGGCUGGAGUGAAUGUGUUUGCAAAAGAAAGGAGAGUUACUGACAAAGACGGAAACAAGCUGCGUGGAGCUAGACCUUGAUGGCGCGCAGGUUGGUGAGGAUGUCCUUAAAGUCGGGACGAGCGGCAG